AUGAUCGCGCCAGACGUGGCUGCUGCUGCCGCGGCAGGGCGAGUUCCCAAGGGCCUCAGUCUCGAAUAUCUGAGCCAGAACCACACUCGCCAGUACGCAAUCAGCAUCAUCUGCAUCACCGUGGUGACCUUUGUCGUCGUUUCUCUCCGGAUCACCUCACGGUUAUUCAUCCUCCGAAGGUUCGGCCUGGACGACAGCUUGGCCAUCGCCUCCCUAAUCCUCAUGGUCCCCUUCUCCGCCCUGUGCAUCCUCCUCAUGGCCCACGGCUCCGGGCGGCACUACGCCUACCUCCUCUACGUGGCCCCCCGGUCCGACAUCCGCCUCAUCCAGACGCUCGACUUCAGCGCGGGCAUCGUCUACGUCACCUGCCUCCUCCUCUGCCGGCUCUCCGGGCUGGCCUUCUACCACCGCGUCGUCGACGUGCACCCGAGCUUCCUGCGCGCCAUCCGCGGGUUCGCCGCCCUCUUCGGCGCCAGCUUCCUCGCGCAGCUGUGCCUCAUCGUCUUCCACUGCUGGCCCGUGACGAGCCUUUUCCCUUACCGCUGGGAGACCGACCACGGCGAGUACGCGUGCAUGGACUGGGGCGUGCUGCACGCCGUCGUGUCGGCGCUGUCGCUCCUGUGCGACGUCAUGCUGUUUGGCAUCCCCGUCGCGAUCCUGUCGAUCCUCAAGAUGAGCCGCAAGAGGAAGGUCCAGCUGGCUGGCAUUCUCAUGCCGGGCGUACUUGUCAUCGGCAGUUCCGUCGCCCGCCUGGUCUUCAUCAUCGACUGCCACUGGCUGCACCACGACCACUCCUGGAAGUACGACCCCCUCCUCAUCACCGAGGUCUGCGAGAUGGGCGGCACCCUGGUCGCCCUGUCCGUCCCCGGCCUCAAGCCCAUGUGGGACAGGCGGCGGCAGUGGAAGGACAUCGUCGUCUCGUCGGGCGGCGCGAGUGACGUUGAGAGCGGAGGCGGCGGCGGCGCCAUGCGCCGUCAGUCCAGCGCCGGUGUUGGGCCGCCGGGGCCGCCGGUCGUGCCGCCGAGACCGCAUCGACUCCGACGAGAUGGCACUAGCUUUUCGAAUAUGGCACAGCUCGGUGUCGAAAGCCGAAUGCCAAAGACUGAGACUACAUCCAGUGACGGCUCAAGAGGAAGCAAAGACGCCAUUCUAGCCCCCGAGUCGGAAAAGGGCUGA
Molecule: messenger RNA, 1176 nt
Organism: Thyridium curvatum
Lineage: Eukaryota; Fungi; Ascomycota; Sordariomycetes; Thyridiales; Thyridiaceae
Exons: 3
Coding region: 1-1176 (391 amino acids)
Source: RefSeq, a predicted model, not a curated record